AUGGCAACUCAAGGCUCUCAACAGCGCGUAGCGGAGCUGCUGGACCGUAGUUUUGGAAUCUGGCCGACGCAACUGCCUCGGUACGCUGAACCGGUAAUGUUAACGAAUGGACGUGAAGAUUACUCGAUCCCUAUGAGGCGAAUCGAUGACCCUCCGCCCGGAUUGUAUGGGAGUGUUUGGGAGGAGUUGGUACACCCCUUGGGGGGGACUUAUUACUAUCACAAUAAAAAGAACACAUAUACGUCACUAAAUAUACGCCACAUGGAUCGACAAAGGCUCGAAGAAUUUAUCGAUGUAUCAAGAGCCGCGGCGAAAGAAGACGAUUGGGUAUUGGUUGUUCACCAAAUGAGCUACAGAGGAGAAGACGUAUACCAAUACUACUAUGUGGUCCACAACCUGCGCAUCAUCACCUGGCUCGAUGAUCUGGACGGCUACCUUCUUCUCCGAGAAUGUAUCAAGGCAAGCGAGUGGAGGCAUAAGAGGCUCGAACUAGAAGCUCAGUAUUGGAGACACGUUGAAUUUUUUCCGCACAUGUUCCGCAUGACGAGCUCCCAAGUUAGAUGCACACGCAGAGAAAUUCUUUGUUACCUUGGAGAAUCACAUGAACGUACAAUAGAAGCUACAACUUUGGCCCAAUCUACUGCAGCUACGAUUUUCUGGACUCUAGACCAAAUGAGACAGGUUGACGCGCAACUUGCUAGUGUCGAAAACGAAAUCAUUGAGGAUACUGGUGUCGUGCUUUGUUGUAGAAUACUGUACAUGCUACGCCACUACCAGUAUCUGAACCGCCACAACCAGCCCGAAGCCCGCCUAAUUCGAGGCCAUGCAGUGGUAGAGAAAUGUAGGACAUGUAAAGCUCUCUACUUCAUGGGCAAUACUGCGGCUACUAUACUGUGUAUGCCGAUCACAAUCGACCGCAUCAGGAACACUUCCGUUGAUGGUAUUGUGAAUGGGGUGGACGUCAGGACCUUUAUCGACGAUUUCAGCAGCCAAGCUAAGAGUCAGAUCACCUUGGCAGGCGUCUCCGUGGCCAUGGACGUCGCCAUCUUUGCCAUUCCAGGUAUAUUACCUACAAAAGAAGACGAUGAUGUUGGUCGUCAUUACAAGUAUACCGACGUGCUUCUGUGUAUUAAGAAUUUCUACUAG
Suillus clintonianus is the source of this 1146-nucleotide messenger RNA. RefSeq lists its product as uncharacterized. The record is from RefSeq and is a predicted model, not a curated record. The coding region runs from base 1 to 1146 and encodes 381 amino acids. Lineage: Eukaryota; Fungi; Basidiomycota; Agaricomycetes; Boletales; Suillaceae. The transcript has 14 exons.